Messenger RNA from Larimichthys crocea (large yellow croaker), 2150 nucleotides. It is a transcript of the gene slc16a5b, whose product is annotated as solute carrier family 16 member 5b. The record is from RefSeq and is a predicted model, not a curated record. The coding region runs from base 243 to 1880 and encodes 545 amino acids. The transcript is spliced from 5 exons. Lineage: Eukaryota; Metazoa; Chordata; Actinopteri; Sciaenidae. Gene Ontology annotation, cellular component: basolateral plasma membrane. Gene Ontology annotation, biological process: transmembrane transport; monocarboxylic acid transport. Gene Ontology annotation, molecular function: monocarboxylic acid transmembrane transporter activity.
GUGACUAUUAUACUUUUAUUUGGAAAAUCGCAUCCGGUAUGAGCUGCCAGUGUCGAGCUUGAUGCAGCCGCAGCCUCCUGCUCAGAUCAGAGAGAGCAGGUUCACACAACAAGAGGUUCAGGUUUGACUGGAUGUCAAAGAAAGCUGCGGGCUCCGCUGAGAUGAGCUUCAAAGAGUGAGAGAAAAGGACGAGGAGAGCAGAGUCAGAAGAAGAAGCAUUACCAGGAGAAGCAGCAGGCAGAAUGCCAAAGGUGGUGGAGGACCAGACACCAGCCACAAAAAACGGGCCCAGCCACAGUGAUAAUACUUUACUCCGGAGGGAAAGCAAAAAAAAAGUGGAGAAGUGUCCUGAGUCAGUAAUACAACAUGGUGAUUCACAGCAGGAAAACCAGGAAGAAGAAGAGCAGGAGUCUGCCUCCUGUCCCUCUGAUGCUAUGCAGGUGGGUGGCUCCACUGCACGCAAACAUCUGGCUGCACCUGAUGGAGGCUGGGGCUGGGUGGUGCUGGUAGCCACCAUGUUGGUUCUGUCUCUGACCCUGGCCCUUCCUUCAUGCAUGGGUAUCUUCUACACAGACCUUCAAACAGAGUUCAACGCCAGCAACACAGAGACCUCCUGGGUGCCGGCCAUCAUGACUGCCAUGCUGCAUGCUGGGGGUCCUCUAUGCAGCAUGUUAGUGGAGCGUUUUGGUUGCCGGGCAACAGUGAUGGUAGGUGGGCUCUUAAGUGGACUGGGCAUGGUGUUUUCCUCCCUGGCCAGGACUUUCACUGACAUUUACAUCACUAGCGGCAUCACAGGACUGGGACUCUGCUUCUCUUUCCAGCCAUCUGUGACCAUGAUGGGUCACUACUUUGAGCGACGUCGUGUCUUUGCUAAUGCCUUGUCAACCACUGGGACAGCUGUCGGCCUGAGCAGUUUACCCUUAAUUACUAAUGCCCUGCUCGGUCAGUUUGGCUGGCGUGGCAGCUUCCUGAUUCUGGGUGGGAUGCUGCUAAACUGUUGUGUAUGUGGGGCAUUGAUGAGGCCCGUUGCAUCUAACAAACCCAGAAACUCUCAGGUUUGGGAGAAAACAAGCAAUCUCUCCCUGCAGAAGGAGACAAAAGGGCUAAAAGACAUUAUAGCAUUCCUAUACAGACAUAUGGCCUUUGACUUGCUAGUGAGUAAUGCUCGCUACCGUGCUUAUACUGUGGGUGUGACCUGGACGGUACUGGGAUUCCUGUUGCCUCUCUUGUAUUUGGUGCCUUAUGCUACUCACCAUAACAUAACAAUAGACCAUGCCGCCUUCCUGAUGUCCAUCCUGGGCCUGGUGAACAUUGCCGUGCGACCUAUGGCUGCCCUUGUGUUGGGCAUGCCACGCUUCAAGGGCAGCAGUAUGAUUGUGUACGUGUUUGCUGGUGCUGUGCUCAUUAACGGGCUGAGUAACUGUAUCUGCGGAGCGUGGACCUCCUUCGAAGCUCUCCUGCUGUACGUGGUGACCUUUGGUCUAUCCAUGAGCGUGGGUUCCUCGCUGCUCUACACUGUGCCGAUGGACAUGGUGGAGAUGAGCCUCUUCCCCUCAGCUCUUGGACUUCUCUGCAUGCUGGAAAGUUUGUCUCUGCUAAUUGGUCCACCACUAGCAGGCCUGUUGGUGGAUCUCACCGGCCAGUAUUCAUACGUCUUCUAUGCGUGCGGUGUGUGUGUAUCCUCCGGCGGCUUCUUUCUCAUGGGCUCCUUCUACUUCCUGGACAGUAAACAAGAUAAGGUGGAGGAGAAGAAGAAGGAGAGUAUGAAGACGCCAUCUGAUCUCUAUCAGAAGCCUGUUGUAGUCCUGGCCCCUGACUGCCAGUACGUUGCCUCAAAUGGAAGAACAUCAGAAAACCCAGUGUAUGCUACCAGUGUGUGAUUCAAGUACACAUGUAAUGUUCAAGAACAGUAUGGGAUUUUUUUUCCCUACAUUUUAAAGUUCAAAUUGGUCUGAAUUUUAUGAUUUUUAAUGGUGUGGUGGUGUUGACCACUGUAAGUUUAAUUUGAUAUUACCUUUUUUUUUUUCUUUUUUUUUUUUACUGUGGGGCACUUCUUAGUGCCAUUCCACACAAACUGAAUUCGAUACUCUAGUGUACUAGUGUUUUAUAAUUGAUUUCUAUGAUGAAAUAAAAACUAGCACACAACUGUA